AUGAACACAACAGCAACUGGAUCAAGUUCCUGGAGCUGCUUCAGUCUGAUAAAUCACGAAGCAGGAAAAAUUGGAGCAACAGUUGCUUACAGUUUUAUCCUUGUCGUUUCGCUGGUUGGAAAUUUUCUCAUCGUAUUAAUUGUUUACAAAACACCAACAUUGAGAAAACCGACAAAUAUGUUGAUCGCAAACAUGGCCAUGUCCGACCUGCUCUAUCCAAUAUUCACGUUCCCUGUUCUUGUGGUAAAGAUACACUUUGGCUCGUGGCUUAUUAGUGGUUUCUUUGGUCAGGCCUUGUGCAAGAUACAGAUUUUUCUUGCAGUCGUUUCCUUGUUAGUGUCUAUUCAGAGCCUUGUUCUGAUAACAGUGGAUCGCUUUGUAGCUGUUGUAGUUCCACUUCGUUCCCCUCUGAUAACUAGCAAGAAACGUCCACUCUUCAUUGUCGCUACGUGGACUGUCGCGAUGGCCGUUCAAUUGCUAUAUUUUGUUGCUGUUAAACAUGUUCAUUAUCCUGAGGGAAUCAUGUGCGAAAGUCAGAAGGCAGAAACCUUCGAAGAAGACACACAUGCAAAUUACCUCGUGGUAGGCGCAAUCGUGCUUUUCUACACCCCCUUCGUCCUGUUGGUGAUACUUUACUCCAUCAUCAUGAUCAAACUUAAAAAACAAGCCCAUCCAGGUGAACAGUCAGCCAACGCCGAGAAACAGAGGACAAGAAGAAACAGAAAAGUGCUCAAGAUGGCUAUUGCUAUCGUUGUAGUGUUUUUCAUUUGCUGGGUACCCUUUUUCAGUAACCUUUUAAUAAUGUAUUUUUUCUCGGACAGUUCCAUUUGGUCGUACUGUAGUUUUAAAGUAUAUUAUUUUGUCACCUACUUAAUGUGUAGAGGAAACUGUGCUGUCAACCCGAUUAUCUGCCUCACUUUUAGCAGUAAGUACCGCAAUGGUCUUAAGAGACUUGUUACUUGUCAAAGUAGUGCAUUACAAGGUUAA
This is a messenger RNA of Porites lobata, 987 nucleotides long. The record is from the annotation of a GenBank genome assembly. NCBI's taxonomy places the organism in Eukaryota, Metazoa, Cnidaria, Anthozoa, Scleractinia, Poritidae.